This is a messenger RNA of Photinus pyralis (common eastern firefly), 2163 nucleotides long. Its product is annotated as katanin p80 WD40 repeat-containing subunit B1-like. NCBI's taxonomy places the organism in Eukaryota, Metazoa, Arthropoda, Insecta, Coleoptera, Lampyridae. The coding region runs from base 334 to 1191 and encodes 285 amino acids. Gene Ontology annotation, cellular component: katanin complex. The record is from RefSeq and is a predicted model, not a curated record. The transcript has 2 exons. Gene Ontology annotation, biological process: microtubule depolymerization. Gene Ontology annotation, molecular function: protein binding.
CGAAACGUCACAAGUGUCAUCAAACGACCUUAAAAUUAACUCGUACAAAUGUUGCUCAAGAAGCAACUAUGAACUUUAUGUCUGUUAUUAAUAACAAUUCUUAUUGUUAAACACCUGAACGUACCUGCGAGUAAAAAUCCGUAAAAGGCGAAAGUAUCUUCGGGGAGUAAUUUCAAAGCAAUGAGAACUGUUAAAACGAUAACCUUCAAGUUCUUAGAUCUCCAAAAAUAGAAAAAAACCAUUACGGACUGUUCUAUUUGUGUACAGAAAAAGAAAAAAUGAAGCUUUUUAUUAAAUUAAAAUAAAUGACCAAUUCUAAGAGGUUUUUGGAUAAUGGCAUCUCUCUGCAAACGUUCUUGGAAGCUGCAGGAGUUUGUGGCCCACAAUGCGAACGUCAACUGCCUGGCAUUGGGGCACAAAUCGGGCCGGGUUAUGGUUACGGGUGGAGAUGAUAAGAAGGUGAACUUAUGGGCUAUCGGCAAGCAAAGCUGUUUCAUGAGCCUCAGCGGGCAUACGACCCCAAUUGAGUGUGUGCAAUUUAACCACGUUGAAGAGCUAGUAUGUGCGGGCUCACGUGCCGGUGCUCUCAAAGUGUGGGACUUGGAGGCGGCAAAGCUGGUCCGCACGCUGACCGGACAUCGCGACAGCAUUAAAUGCGUCGACUUUCAUCCGUACGGUGAUUUUCUAGUGUCGGGCGGAUCGGAUAGUACAAUCAAAUUGUGGGAUAGCCGGAAGAAGGGGUGUAUAUGUACAUUUCCUGGUCAUACAACGACAGUGAAUAGUCUUAAAUUUAGUCCCGACGGGCAGUGGAUCGCGUCCGGCGGUGAGGAUUCUCGAAUAAAAAUUUGGGAUCUGAGGGUCGGACGCGUUUUAAAGGAAUUUACGGAACAUAUGAACUCGGUGACGUGCGUGGAGUUUCAUCCGCACGAGUUUCUACUAGCUAGCGGUAGUACGGAUAGGUCGGUUCAUUUUUUCGAUUUGGAGAACUUCAAUGUGGUGUCUACGGAACGAGAUGUCGGGUCGGUUAGGUGCUUGUGGUUCAAUCCGGACGGCGAAUGUUUGUUUACUGCGGUCAGAGACUAUCUUAAAGUAAUCGGGUGGGAGCCCAAUAGGCUGUAUGAUUCUGUACCCGUGAAUUGGGGAAGGAUUUGUGAUAUUUCGACUGCUCAACAUCAAUUAGUAAGUAUAUGAAUCAAUAAUUUGGUAACUGGCACCAUUCUUAUAUAACCGAAGUGUCGUCCGUUCUCAUUAUUUCAUAACACUCGCACUUUAUAUGCUAAUUAUUCGCAAGCGUGUAAUUUAUGCAUUCAAAAUGAAGAUAUUCUAUUUAUUUCCCGUUUGUCAGAUGUGGGUGGCUGUAGAUUUUUCAGUAAAAAAUUCGCCUACUGAAAUUCCUCACAUGUAGCAAUUAAUCAUAAAAUAUCAAUAAAAUGGAUAAACUUUUAUUGUUAGCUGUUGCAGUACCUAUAAAUUAAUUUGGGCUUUUGCUAUAAAAAUCAAUUUCAGUGCCAAUGACCUCAAACCAAUCCAGGGCCGAGUUUCUUAACAAGCGAGUUAAUAGGGAUUUGUAUAUAAUUAGACCAAAGCAGAAUUUGUCACUCCCAUAUUUUCUUAUUAGAGCGGCAAAAUCUGCAUUGUUACUACAGCACAUCUCACAGACUCCCAACAGGAAACUGCACGAUCAAUUACUCACGCGAGAAAUUUGUUCCCAUCAAUUGUCUUACCUAUUCGAUACAUAAUUACGCAAAUGAAAGUGCAAACAAUUUAAAUUUGUACAAUUUUAGAUAAUCUAAAAACAAAAUGUUUACACUAAUGUGUAUGUAGCAUAUAAGUCAAGAUCAUUAGGUGCUUAAUUGGUAAGAACUGUAUUAGUAAUUCAAAUUAAAGUAACUGAAUUGCUAAUUAAGGAACUCAACGCUCUUGAAUUUAUUGUAGAUUAGAGGUUUCGAUAAGUCAUUACUACUACAGUCCAUUAUUCAUCUUGGAUAUUGCAAAACGACAGGAAAAUAAUUAGCGAGAUCGUUUUAAUUAUAAACGUUCCUUGAUGUUUUACCUUAACCUCCUAAUACAAUUUUUAGAUCUUUGUGUAGGUAAAUUUUUGCUCCUUGAAAGUGAGACAAAAUAAUUGAAAUUAGAGAAACCAAGGAGAAAUCUGUCAUCUAA